AUGGCAGAAUUUGUUCUUGGGAAUUUUGCCAAUUGCUUCAUAGCACUGGUGAACUGCAUUGACUGGGUCAAGAAGAAGAAGUUCUCCUCAGUUGACGGGAUUCUUACAGCUCUGGCAGUCUCCAGGAUUGUCUUGCUUUGGAUGAUAUUAAUGUAUUGGGAUUUAACCACGUUUAAUCCAGUUUCAUACGGUACACAAGUAAGAAUUGCUGUCCAGGUUGUCUGGUUAGUAGCCCACCACUUUAGCAUCUGGUUUGCUACUAUCCUCAGCUUAUUUUACUUGCUCAAAGUAGCCAAUUUCUCCAACGUUAUUUUUCUUCACCUGAAGAAGAACAUUAAUAGUGUGAUUCUGGUGGUACUAUUGGGAUCCUUGUUGCUUUUACUUUGUUAUUUUGCAAGGAUAUACAUGAGUGACCAUCCGUGGGUGAGUGAGUUUGAAGGAAACAUGGCUUGGAAAACCAACUUGACGGACAUUGAACAGGUUUUAAAGUUGUCCAUGGUCACUGUGGCAAAUCUCAUACCCUUUAUUACAUCGCUGAUAUGCUUUCUGCUGUUAAUCUACUCCCAGUGUAAACACAUCAGGAAGAUGCAGUUUCAUGGCAAAAGAUCCCAGGAUCCCAGCACCAAGGUCCAUGUAAAAGCCGUGCAAACUGUGCUCUCCUUCCUCUUGCUGUUUGCCUUCUACUUUCUGGUUGUUACCAUUUCUAUUUGGUAUUUUAAAGGGCAGCAUAGCAGACUGCUUCUUCUUCUUAGCCAUGCAUUUAUAUCUUCCUUUCCUUCAAUCCAUUCAUUUGUCCUGAUCUGGGGAAACAGGAAGUUGAAUCGGGCUUUUUUGUUGAUAUGGCAGUGGGUGAGACGCUGGCUGAAAAAAUGGAAUCCUUUAACUCCGUAG
This is a messenger RNA of Lepus europaeus (European hare), 891 nucleotides long. RefSeq names its product taste receptor type 2 member 19-like. The transcript has a single exon. The record is from RefSeq and is a predicted model, not a curated record. Gene Ontology annotation, molecular function: G protein-coupled receptor activity; bitter taste receptor activity. Gene Ontology annotation, biological process: G protein-coupled receptor signaling pathway; sensory perception of taste; detection of chemical stimulus involved in sensory perception of bitter taste. The coding region runs from base 1 to 891 and encodes 296 amino acids. NCBI's taxonomy places the organism in Eukaryota, Metazoa, Chordata, Mammalia, Lagomorpha, Leporidae. Gene Ontology annotation, cellular component: membrane.